Lactuca virosa is the source of this 834-nucleotide messenger RNA. Lineage: Eukaryota; Viridiplantae; Streptophyta; Magnoliopsida; Asterales; Asteraceae. The record is from the annotation of a GenBank genome assembly.
AUGGCUCAUCAUCAUUUAGCUAUUGCAUUUCUUUUUCUUAUUGUUGGGCAUAUGUAUAGAACUAAUUUUGGGAUUGGGCAGAGUAUGAAAGAUCUUUUAGAUGCACAUAUCCCUCCGGGAGGGCGAUUGGGACGUGGGCAAAAGGGCCUUUAUGACACAAUUAAUAAUUCGCUUCAUUUUCAAUUCGGCCUUGCUCUAGCUUCUUUAGGGGUUACUACUUCUUUGGUAGCUCAACACAUGUACUCUUUACCCGCUUAUGCAUUUAUAACACAAGACUUUACUACUCAAGCUGCAUUAUAUACUCAUAACCAAUACAUUGCAGGAUUCAUCAUGACAAUAGCUUUUGCUCAUGGAGCUAUAUUUUUUAUUAGGGAUUACAAUCCGGAACAGAAUGAGGAUAAUGUUUCCAUACCUUGGGACUUUUAUGUUCAUAAUGAUGUCGUGCUUGCCUUUGGUACUCCGGAGAAGCAAAUCUUAAUCGAACCUAUAUUUUCUCAAUGGAUACAAUCUGCUCAUGGUAAAACUUCAUAUGGGUUCGAUAUACUUUUAUCUUCAACGAAUAGCCCGACAUUCAAUGCGGGUCGAAGCAUAUGGUUGUCGGGUUGGUUAAAUGCUAUUAAUGAGAAUAGUAAUUCACUAUUCUUAACAAUAGGUCCUGGGGACUUUUUGGUUCAUUAUGCUAUUGCUCUGGGUUUACAUACAACUACGUUGAUCUUAGUAAAAGGUGCGUUAGAUGCACGUGGUUCCAAGUUAAUGCCAGAUAAAAAGGAUUUCGGGUAUAGUUUUCCGUGCGAUGGCCCAGGACGAGGCGGUACUUGUGAUAUUUCGCCUUGA